Messenger RNA from Cynocephalus volans (Philippine flying lemur), 732 nucleotides. It is a transcript of the gene IZUMO1R, whose product is annotated as IZUMO1 receptor, JUNO. Gene Ontology annotation, biological process: cell adhesion; sperm-egg recognition; fusion of sperm to egg plasma membrane involved in single fertilization. The record is from RefSeq and is a predicted model, not a curated record. The transcript is spliced from 4 exons. Gene Ontology annotation, cellular component: external side of plasma membrane. Bases 1 to 732 code for a protein of 243 amino acids. Lineage: Eukaryota; Metazoa; Chordata; Mammalia; Dermoptera; Cynocephalidae. Gene Ontology annotation, molecular function: signaling receptor activity.
AUGGCAUGGUGGUGGCAGCUCCUGCUAAGGUUGUGGACAGUCAUGCCAACCUGGGCUGGGGACGAGCUGCUCAAUGUCUGCAUGAAGGCCAAACACCACAAGAGAGAGCCCAGCCCAGAAGACAAGCUCUUCGUGGAGUGCAGCCCCUGGAAGGACAAUGCCUGCUGCACAUUCCACACAAGCUGGGAAGCCCACCUGGAUGUGUCCCUGCUCUACAACUUCAGUUUGGUUCACUGUGGAGUACCCACCCCAAGCUGUCAGCAGCACUUCAUCCAGGCCGUCUGCUUCCACCAGUGCUCCCCAAACCUGGGGCCUUGGAUCCAGCCACUGAGCCCGAGUGGGCAGGGAGAGCGAGUUUUGAAUGUGCCACUUUGUCGGGAGGACUGCGAGCGGUGGUGGACAGACUGCCACUCGUCUUACACCUGCAAAUCCAACUGGUUUGACAGCUGGAACUGGAGUCAGGGGAAAAGCCGCUGCCCCGAAGAGGCCCCCUGCCUCCCUUUCCCCCAUUACUUCCCCACCCCGGCAGACCUGUGUGAGAAGAUUUGGAACAAAUCCUUCAAGGCGAGCCCUGAGCGCCGGAGGAGUGGGCGGUGUCUCCAGAAGUGGUUCGAGCCUGCUCGGGGCAACCCCAACACCGCUGUGGCCCGCCUCUUCGCCAGCCCUGCCCCAGCCUGGGAACUCUCCUGCCCUCUCCUGGUCUUCUCUCUGUUCCUGCCAUUCCUUUUCUGA